AUGGCCGUCUUCCUUCAAGACAUGCAGCACAACGUUCGCUUCCCAGGCCAACAGGAGGUGGGUGGAAAAGCUGUGAAGGCUCGGGCUUUCGAUGCAUUCCAAGGAAGUCCUGGCAAGCAAAAGUACGGUAUAGCAACGAGGAAAGGCAUCGCCUUCGUGGUCUUUGACUCUGCAAUGGCGGCGCGGAAGCUGAAGGUUGCUCCAGCUGGGGAGAAGCCCAAGGGAGGUGGUGACUUGAAGGAUGGUCGCCGCAACGAUGCGGGCUCACGGCAGUUCCUCCGAGACAUGCUCGACGGUGAAUCGCAGAGUGCAAGAUCGGCAGCGCCAGCAGGAAAGGAGAAGGACAGGAAGGAAAGAAUAAAAGAGAAGGAUCAGAGGCUGAAAGAGAAGGAAGACAAGCAGCCAAAGAAAAAGGCCAAGAAGCCCGCCAAAAAACGACUGGGCGGGCUAACGCCGCCGCCUACGUCCUACGGAGUUCUUGCAAACCUUGGACGAACACUGCUCCACUAUGCGCAACCAAUUGCCCAUGAAUAUCAUGAAAAGCCAACGCAGCCAAGUGCGAUGAGAGCCUCGACUGCGAAGAAGUCCAAGACUGAGGAGGACCCGGAGGUACACUUUGCAGUCGCACCAGCCACGAAAGGUUUGAUGGCUACGUUGCCAGAAGCUCGCCCAAAGUCGGUGACCUUGCCCCUGAAGUCCACAGCCCUCGUUUGCAUUGAUUUCCAGAAGGAUUUCAUGUCAGAGGGAGGCUUCGGGCAUGCCUUGGGCAACGACGUGACAAAGCUGUCAGAGGAGUGCUUGCCAGGAGCUCAGGUUUUGCUUGCUGCAGCCCGCGAAAAGAAGUUGCUGGUGAUCCACACCAAGGAGGCACACCGGGAGGAUCUACGAGACUGCUGUGACAUGAAGCGCAUUGGGCCACGUUGCCCGCCAGAGGGCAAGCGGAUCGGCGAGGUCCUUCAGGAGGGCAUGGGGCGCUUGCUCGUCGAUGGGUCACCUGGAAACGAGAUUGUGGACGUGGUGAAGCCUGUUGAAGGCGAGGUGGUGCUUUGCAAGCCAGGCAAAGGCGCUUUCUUCAUGACUGGCCUGAACCAACUGCUGCGGGAGCGGGGGAUCAGCCACCUCAUCUUCUGCGGGGUGACAACCGAGGUAUGCGUGCAGGUGACCAUGCGUGAGGCGAACGAUCGUGGCUACGAGUGCGUACUCGUUGAGGACGCCACCGCAAGCUACAUUCCGAAGUUCAAGGCCGCCGUCAUCGAGAUGGUCCGAUCUCAGGGAGGGAUUGUGGGCUAUACCACAGAGAAAUCGGAGGACGUUGCGAAGGCCUUGAAAUCGGCAGCGUGA
Molecule: messenger RNA, 1341 nt
Organism: Symbiodinium pilosum
Lineage: Eukaryota; Dinophyceae; Suessiales; Symbiodiniaceae
Source: the annotation of a GenBank genome assembly